Cooperia oncophora is the source of this 1008-nucleotide messenger RNA. The record is from the annotation of a GenBank genome assembly. Lineage: Eukaryota; Metazoa; Nematoda; Chromadorea; Rhabditida; Trichostrongylidae.
AUGGUCAAAGGAAUUUGUGGCUCAUGUGCGAUGAAUAUCGCUGGAGAGAAUACCUUGGCAUGUAUCCAAAAAAUCGACCCCGAUACAAGCAAAGUCACCAAGAUCUAUCCUUUACCUCAUAUGUUUGUUAUCAAGGAUCUCGUUCCUGACUUGGGCCUAUUUUUCGAGCAGUACAAAUCCAUACAGCCAUGGCUUCAGAAGAAGGAAAACAUCACAGCUGGAGAGAAGCAGUUGUUCCAAAGCGUUAAGGAGCGUGAUAGGCUGGAUGGCCUCUAUGAAUGCAUCCUGUGUGCAUGCUGCUCAGCAUCUUGUCCAUCGUACUGGUGGAAUGCAGACAAAUACCUUGGACCUUCUGUGCUGAUGCAGGCUUACAGGUGGAUCAUCGAUUCACGUGAUGAUUACCCCAAGGAACGUCUCGCUCGCAUGCAUGAUGCUUAUUCCGCGUUCAGCUGCGCCAUACUAUGCAUUAACUGCACGAAAACCUGCCGAAGGAUGUUGGCACGAACCUUGUCAACUGUUCGCAAUCAUGCACUUAUGUAUGCGAGUUGUGCCGCGCUAUCAACAUCGAAGCCUACUGGAAAGAGAAUAAAAACGUUGGAAAUUUAUCGCUACAGUCCUGACAAACCGGGCACGUUGCAAAACGCGGAAAUGAGGAAAUACGAUAUUGACUUGGAUGAUUGCGGUCUGAUGAUCCUAGAUGCUCUUAUCAAGAUCAAAAACGAACAAGACAGCAGUCUCACCUUCAGAAGAAGCUGUCGUGAAGGUAUGGAAGAUACCACAUUCUGCGCUGGCACGAUGUUGGCACGAACCUUGUCAACUGUUCGCAAUCAUGCACUUAUGUAUGCGAGUUGUGCCGCGCUAUCAACAUCGAAGCCUACUGGAAAGAGAAUAAAAACGUUGGAAAUUUAUCGCUACAGUCCUGACAAACCGGGUGCAAAACCGGAAAUGAGGAAGUAUAGAGAGAAAAGGAGUCGCUCGUACUCUCUGGUCUCAGGUAGAACCGUCUGA